This is a messenger RNA of Colius striatus (speckled mousebird), 7899 nucleotides long. It is a transcript of the gene LONRF3, whose product is annotated as LON peptidase N-terminal domain and ring finger 3. Lineage: Eukaryota; Metazoa; Chordata; Aves; Coliiformes; Coliidae. The transcript is spliced from 12 exons. Gene Ontology annotation, molecular function: protein binding. The record is from RefSeq and is a predicted model, not a curated record. Bases 109 to 2349 code for a protein of 746 amino acids.
GGCAGCAGCGAUGGCUCGGCGGGGCCGUGCCGCGCCCGCGCCCCCUCAGCCUCCGCGCCCCUGCGCCCCGCAGCGUCCGCCCCGCUAGAGCUGCCGCUCGCCGCCGCUAUGGGCUCGCACCUGCCCCCGCAGCAGCAGUGCCCGGAGCCGCAGCUGGUGUUGCAGCUGGCAGCCGGGACUUUGCAGGUGCAGAACUUGGAGCUGUCGGGCGGCGGCCUGGGGCCCGAGUGGCAGGUGCUGCUCGGCCGGGCCGACGCGCUGGCCUACGGCGGGCGGCUGCACGAAGCGCUGCCGCUGUACCAGCUGGCGUCCCGCCACCAGCAGCUGCGAGCGGAGCAGCUGGAGAAGCUGGUGGAGUGCCUGGCGCAGAGCGUCCGGAUCAAAGAGGGGCUGCCCGCCGCCGCCGCCGGGAGCAACCCCGCGCAGCCCCGCGAGUGGGACGUCUUCGGGUGCCGCAAAUGCCAGGGCUUCCUCUUCGAGCCCGUUUCCUUGCCUUGCGGACACACGUUCUGCAAAAAGUGCCUGGAGAGGGACCGGGCGGCCGAGUCCCGCUGCGUCCUGUGCAAGGGGGAGGACAGCGCGGCAGCCGGGCAGCUCCUGCGGGUCAAUGUCAUCCUCAGCAACCUGCUGGCAAAGUGGUUCCCCUGCCAAGUGAAGGCUUCGCAGCUCAGGCACGAAGGGAACCUCUUGUACAAGGAGAAGAAACUACAAGCCGCUCUGCAGAAGUACAACGAAGCGGUCAGCCUAGCUCCAAAUGAUCACUUAUUAUACAGCAACCGGUCCCAGAUUAACUCUACUUUGAAAGCUUGUGAAGAUGCAUUGCAUGAUGCAGAAACAGCUUGCAGACUUCAGCCGUACUGGUUGAAAGGUCACCUGAGGAAAGGACAAGCAUUAGCUAAUCUGGGGAAAACAGAAGAAGCUUUAAGAGAGUUUCUAUUCUGCCUUGCUCUAGAUACUGGGAACAAGACAGCCAAGUCUGAAGCCCAAAAGCUUCUACUUAGUUUGUUUUCACUCAUCCCGGGAAAUGCUCAGGAACACUUACCUGAUAUCCUGCAGCUGUUGUCACAUCACUCUAGAUUAAAGGGGAAUCUCCUAAAUUCAGUGGGAUCUGGAGGCACCAGCCAUAACCUACAAAGGUUGCUCAAGGUAAACAUGGAACAGAAAAAGGGGUUUCCCAUUCAAGAGGAACCAAAUGUAACUACUUCUGGUAGUCUGAGGAAGUCUUUACAAAUUACAGAGAGCAAAAAGGACUGCUCAGAGGAGGAGAACAAACUUGCCUCCAUGCCAGAGUCUAGCUUUCUCAUUUCUGAGAAGUGCAGUCUCCUGAAAAGGAAAUGCUGCUCAGAGGAGAAGAGAAAUGCUGAGGUACCCUGCAAACUGAUGAAGAAAGAUACAGUUGAUAUGAAGGGAAAUAGCACUGGUCAAAAUACUCCAUUUGAAUUUGUGGAUCCAUCAGAUCUGGACUGCUCCCUGUGUAUGAGGCUCUUCUAUGAACCUGUCACUACACCUUGUGGACACACCUUCUGUCUCAAGUGUCUUGAGAGAUGCCUGGAUCACAACCCUAAAUGUCCCCUGUGCAAAGAAGGGCUCUCAGAGUGCUUGGCUAUGAGGAAAUACUGUAAAACAGUACUAAUGGAGGAGUUAAUAGCUAGAUAUCUUCCAGAGGAACUCACUGAAAGAAGAAAGAUUUAUGAAGAGGAAAUAGCAGAGCUUUCCAACCUAAAUAAGAAUGUUCCUAUAUUUGUCUGCACAAUGGCUUAUCCUACAGUCCCAUGCCCUCUGCACAUCUUUGAGCCGUGUUACCGCCUGAUGAUUCGAAGGUGCAUGGAGACUGGCACCAAACAAUUCGGAAUGUGCAUCAGUGAUCCUGUGAAGGGGUUUGCAGAUUAUGGCUGCAUUCUGGAGAUAAGAAACGUUGAAGUCUUUGCUGAUGGUCGCUCUGUUGUAGACAGCAUUGGCAAGAGGAGGUUUAAGGUGAUCCAGCACAGCCAGCGGGAUGGCUAUAAUACAGCAGAUAUUGAGUACAUUGAGGAUCAACAGGUGCAAGGACAAGAGUAUGCUGCAUUACUUGUUCUCCAUGACUCUGUCUACGAUCAGGCAUACAUAUGGUUUAACUCCCUCAAGCAAGCACUCAAGAGUCGAAUUCUCAGUCAUUUUGGCCCAAUGCCAGCCAAGGAUCCUGACCCACAGGCCAACCCAAACGGGCCAGCCUGGUGCUGGUGGGUCCUGGCUGUCCUUCCACUUGAGAACAGAGCUCAGCUCCCUUUCCUUGCCAUGAAAUCCCUCAAAGACCGCUUGAAUGGCAUCAAACGUGUCCUUACGUUCAUGUCUCGUACAAGAUCACGGUGAUGGUGAGGAGGAGAGCUGUGAAGUCUCCCACAGUACUUGACUGUAGACUGUCUCUUGUAACUUCAUCUAACUGCAAUAAUGUCUUACAGAUUUGAGUGUCAGGACGUUUCAAGCCUGAAUUUCAAAGAAAACGAGUUAUAAAGAGCAAGGGAUGUUUAUGAAGACUUCAGUAGUUUCCAUUUGGAACUCUGAGAUGAUUUUUCAAUCACUGCACUGCUAAACUCAUAAAAAUGUGAUGACAGAAAAAAGUGAUCUUGUUUGCCAUAAACCUUUUGAAAAGCUUAAGCGUUUUUAAUUGAUCUUUAUUUUUUUGAGUGGAUAAAGGAUAAAUUGCAGUUCAAUGUGAAGCAGAAAUAAUAAUGUCAAUGCAUUAUUUCAGUCAACUGCAAAGUCUUUUAUUCCAAAUGGUUCAGGUUUUAUAUAGCAUUGUGUAAAAUAAUGUUCACAACUUCCAUUUGAUAAUUUAUUUUUGCACUAUGAUUUUUGUUUCCAGAUGUCUAUUAUUUAUGUAUUCCUUCUCUAAAGGAAAGGGAGCCACUUUAUUUACAGUGUUUUUACCCUGUGUUUAUGACUGGGGGCAAAAAAGAGGAUCCUAGCAGUGCCCAAGCCACUGCCUUGAUAAUUUUCCAGAUAUUUGUGUUCAAAUACUUUGAAUGUUUUUCUACUUAUCCCCAGUUCUGCUGUAGCCUAAGAAGGAUUUUUUUUUUCCCCCUCCUGAAACAGCCUGCCAUGAAGUCUUUCAAUACACAGUUUGAGAAUUCAAGCACAGUUGUUGGGGCUUGAUCCUAUGCUUGCACCAAGGUUCCUGAUACCAUGAAAUGAUCAAAUACAUCUUUAACCUUACUGACGAGUGGUUAAGUGCUUGGAUAAAUGUAAAUAUCAAUCAGCUGAUGUCAGUGGGAAUUGGCCAUAGUGGUGACAGAAGAAUCUAUCCCCUAAUUUUUCACAGAACAGGAGAAGUUGGAGGUGAAUUUAUAUCUGAACUCAUUCUUACAAGAAGGGAUAAUGGCUACAAACAACUGCAAAGAGGGGGCCACAAUCUAUGAAUAGUGAUGUCUCCUGAAGAAAACUGGAAGAACUGGUAUCAUUUCAUUGUGGGUUACUACGUAGAUGUUGGGGUUUUUUACAUCAGCUCUUGUUGUUAAGCUAAUCAGUUUUAUUUCUUUAAUUGUUUGGUGGGGUUUGGCUUUGGAGUGUGUGUACAUGGUGGGGGAGUGGGGAAUUACUUGGAACUACAGGUCCCAGAGGGCAGUGUGUUACGUGAGAAGGAAUAAGCUAUAAUAAAUGCUAUUUAUUUCUCUCCAAUCUUCAGGUUUCUGUUAGCUUCAAAUCUCUACCCAGCCACUGCAUCUCUCUUAAGAGAUUGGGUAGUGUUGCUAAUACCAGUUAACUCACAGGGAAAAUGAGUGAAUUUUGGUGUGAUUACUUCUAGCUGUAGCACAGGUAAAAAAUAGGGCAGAAAUGAGAAUAGGGAGUAUCUUGUGGGUGGUUUGGGUUUUUUUUUAAUCGACAGUUCCUCCACUUGUUUGGCUGCUUUUAUUGCUUUCAGUAUACCACUUCUUGGGACUGACCUUGCCUCCUUCUGACUUGGACUUUCACUGAUUUCACUGUGAGCAGAACUGGGUCUUUUAUUCUGAGCUACUGUUUUGCUUUCCAGUGGCAAAAACCAGAUUGAAUCAGAAAUGUUAGGGAAUGCUAUCACUUUGUUACUUUUACCCAGGAUAGUGCACUCUCAUUCCAUGCCUUUAUGAAAUAACGCACUAGAACUUUAAUGUCGGUUUUCUGUACGUUUUUUCAUCAUCAUCUCAUCAGAAAUACUUAACAGUAUGGAAAUUACUUUUAACUACUAAGUUUCUACAAAACGGCCUUUGUCUCCUCCCUAUAUUGAGUUUAAUAGGAACUUUUCCAUAGGGCUACCAAAGAAGCAAAUGGAAGACAAAUGUGUUUCAGCCUUGUAAUGCAAAUGGAAUAUUUGUCCUGUGUUUGCAUUGAGCUACUCUAGAAAUGCUACAGCUAAUUUCCAUACUGCUAGAUGGCUGCACUUCUUUCAUAGGUGGUACCUUACAUGCCUCUGUAAACAAUGCAAAUACAUGUUCUGAACAUUAAGUGUAUGGUGGCUGACACCCGCUGUGGCAUUUGUUGUCGUAAGUCAGUAACAAAGUGAUUUCUACUUGUUUGGAAGUGAAGCUGCAUUAAAUGCAGCUCUUCCUUAAACCACUGUGUAUUAUUGCAUAGCAUAAGGGGCCUGUAUUGCUCCCAUAGAAAAAAGCUGUCACUUUGUUACUCUUACCUGUGAGAAAAGGACCUUAAAUAUACCUUCGAAAUUGCUUUUCCCACCGAUACCAUCAGGGGUUUAUUUCCUGCAUGCUUAUGUCUUCUACUACAUACUCAUGUUCUGCCUUUUUUUUGAUUUAGAAAUUGGCAUGGAAAGAAUCCUUGAUUUUUAAAAGUGAAUAUUGUCUUUUCUGUUAGCCUUGAGUAAAGCUGCCAGAAUUUCCUAAGGAGAAGCUUGUGUACAUGCUCAAAAUCAUGAAUGCCCAGUGCAUUUACUGCAACCUGGAAACACUGGACCUACUGCAUGUAAGGCAUACUGCUGAUCUGCCUAUGCAUAACAAAUCAAGUACAUCAAGAAAGUUUAUCUGUACUUGUACCUACAUCCUAGAUGAAUGGCUAAAGUAUGCAAAUUCCAUGAGAAGAAAGCAAAUAUUGAGAAGCAGUUUCGCUAGAGAACAGAGACCUGUCCAGGAAAAGCUGGCCAAGGAGUAGCAUUCAGCCCUCAGCUAGUUCACAUGGCAAAGUUUCAAUAAUGAAUUUAAAACCCAACAAAUCAAGUUAUGCCACAGUGUUGCUGUUUUUUUUUUUCCCUCUCAGUUGUUAUCAAUCAGCACCAAGAUGUAAAUGCAACAUUUAUUACAGGCAUACAGCUGAACACAUUUGAAAAUACGUUCACUCUAAUUCUAGAGAAAGUAUUGAUGAGAUAAUGUACUAAUUGGGGAGGAUGUUUUUGAAGUGUCUCACGUUUUUCUAGACAUCAAACCCAGUCCCAUACCCAAUCUUGCUCAUCUGUUAAAAAAAUAAUGACUCAAACUUGCAUUUCCUGUGUGGCAAGAAGUAUUGAUUAAUCUUUGUUGUGAGGGCGUGAGCAAUGCAUAGACUUCUGACUAGUUCUUCAAAGUCAUCAGUUUGCAGAGAGCCUGGAUUACCUUUUAAAAUAAAAAAAAAAUCAAUAGAACUUUUUUUUCUCUUUGAGGAAAUGUGAUCAGACCCCACUUCAAAAAAGCUGGGGGAGAGGAAUACAAAAAGCAAGCCUUCUGUAAGAGAGGAAUCAAGAAUUUAUGCAAGUGCCAGUCUCCUGGGCGAUAUCACCUAAACAUCUUCCAGAGCCUUGAAGAUUUUGGGCUUGCAUUUGUUAAGAUCCAGUUUUGUUAAUUUGCAUUCUUCUUACUUUUCUGUAAAUUCCUUUUAAAAAUACAUUCAAAUAAAUAACAGACUGGCUGGAUCACCUUUCCAAGUCCCUUUACACAUGUUACAUGGCUUCUAAUUAACAACAGAUGUUUUCUGCUGGAUGCAGUACUAAUUUUUCAUUCCCAUAUAUAGACAGCCUUAUACCAGUUUGUUUUGCUUUGUCCUGUAUGCUUCUUCAUCUAGCAAUAACUUAAAGGGGUAUGUUUCCAUGAAGUAACUUAUCUUGGCCAGUGUGACUUGGUUGAAAGUAAACGUGAGGCAGGACUGGAUUAAUGAGGAGAAAUCAUGAUACCUGACAGUGAACUUAGCCAUAGUUGCAGAAAGCAGUUCAGUAGUUUCAAUAAUGAAAUGACAAAAUUAUGUGAUAGGCCACUAUCUUGCUAAGUCUUAAGUGACAUUCUGGUGUUAGUGGUAAAGGCUCCUCUUACGUUAUUUUUGUAUUUAUUUCUUUUUAAGUGCUGAUAUAAUCUUCCAUUCCCUUGUAGCAAUAAGAGGUACCAGCUGUCAUACUGAAUGGCUGUCCUGUAUGACUACCUACUACCAGAACACCUGAACUGUGGAUUUCUUAACCCCAAAGAUUAAAAUAAUCUGAAAAACAAAAUCAUAUGGAUUGGAUGUAGCAGGUCUGGCUUAAUCUUUGAAGUAGAGAAAGAUUUAGAAAAUGUGUGCGUCACUUUAGAUGGUCUUUUCAUAGAAUCAUAGAACAGCAGGUUGGAAGGGACCUCAAAGAUCAUCUGGUCCAACCCUUCUUGGCAAAAGCACGGUCUAGAAAAGACAGCCCAGCACCCUGUCCAGCCAAACCUUACAAGUGUUCCGUGCUGGGUAAUGCUGCACUUCCCUGGGGAGGUGAUUCCAAUGGUGAUUCCAAUGGUGAUGGUUCUCAUGGUGAAAAAUUUUCCUCUUAAUAUUUUUUUACUCGGUGCUGAAGUUUUACUGCUGUUUCAAUGAAUGACAGACAGGAUUUAUAUUUAAAUGCAGUGUUUAGGAAUGGAAAACAUGUUCACAAACUCUUAUUUUGUAAACAGAAGUAAGUUAACGACCAGAUUUUGUGCAUAAAACCCCAAUGGAACUGUGCGUUUAGGACAGUGCUCCCAUAGCCCUGAGCCCUAGAGCCAAUGAACUCAAUCUCUGCUUAGUUCUCAUUUAACUGGUGGGCUUUUGUAACUGAACUUGUAAGUGGUGCAGCACAUAGCUUAGGGCCUGAGGUUAUUCCAGAGCCCAGUAAAUCACUGGAAGUCUUAGAGCUACAGAAAAAUGGUGGUUUCAGCAAAGUCAAUAUUUGGAAACACUUUGCUAAAUAAAUAUUGUGUUUUUACAAGAAACUAAUCUGCUUAGACAGGGUUACAGAGGUGGAUAAUAAAAACCUGAACUAUUACAUUGACUUACUCAUCCAGGUAUCAUGUGAAGUGCUUACUAAUGGUGGCAUUUCAUAAGGUCUAAAGUAACCCUCACAUAGAAGUGCCUGUAUUCUGUUAUUGCCAUUCUGAGCUUUUUAAUAGAGUCAUAGCCAUAUAUUUUAUAAAUAUAAACAUAUGCACCUUUAAAUACUUACAUUCAGUUUGCAGAACAAAGGUUUACAGAGCAGAAGUGUAGCAAAAACAAUGUAAUAGCUUCUAUAAUUCUGUGGUGAGGAACGGGAAAAGUACAAAAAUGAGGAGCAAAAGACUGUCUCUGAAAGGUGUCUUAAUUUAGCACCAUAUACUUGUCCAACUUAAUUCCAUCGAGCUAUGUGGUUACAAGAGUGCCAGAAAUAUAUCUAUCAAGCCAUUUAAAAUAAGUUUUGUGGACUUGUAUAUUCCAUUUGUUUGUAAAACAUCCGUUUGUGCACUGUAAUGAACUUGAAAUGAAACUGAAGUUAUACUCUCAUAUCACUGAGCAGGGUUCUGUUCAGCUACCUCUACGUAAAGUUGAAGCAACUUGUUUUUUUUUUUUUCCCAGAUUUGUUCACAUUGUCACAUAAAAUAUAUUUUAAAAGAAUCAUAGUCCAAAGAACCUGUAUGUGUUUGUAGAUGUACUUAUAACUAUGUUGUACCAACAAAGUCUGUGUGGAGAGUUGUUUGCUAAUUAAAAUUUUUGUGUUCUUUA